Molecule: messenger RNA, 1548 nt
Organism: Benincasa hispida (wax gourd)
Lineage: Eukaryota; Viridiplantae; Streptophyta; Magnoliopsida; Cucurbitales; Cucurbitaceae
Source: RefSeq, a predicted model, not a curated record
AUGUCUUACGAUGAUUCGUAUAUAUCGAUGGAUGAAAUGGAGAACACACCACAAGAAUCUGGGAAUCAAAUCUCAAGCAUCAAGCAAAUGGCUUUAGAAGCAUUUAGAACAAAACAAAUCUCACAUUGGAUUCUUCUUGCUCUAAGUAGUGUAGCAAUGUUGGUGGGAUUCCCUGCUUCUUCUUUACUUUCUCGUGUUUAUUACAACAAUGGUGGGAAGAGCAAAUGGAUCAUUUCAUGGGCAGCUGGCCUUGGCUGGCUUAUUCCAGCUUUAUUAUUAGUACCCAUCUAUCUUUUAUUUGAUAUCAAUCCAACCCCUUUGAAUUUGAUGCUCAUUAUUUCUUACAUUGUAUUAGGCUUCUUAAAUUCAGUUGAUAGCCUCAUGUAUGCAUAUGCUUAUGCGUACCUCCCCGCUUCUACCGCUUCGCUUUUAGCAUCGUCAUCUCUCGUGUUCUCCGUUCUAUUCGGUUACCUUCUCGCCAAGAAUCGACUCAAUGCUUCGAUACUUAAUGCCAUCGUUGUUAUCACUGCUGCAGUUGUAAUGAUUGGUUUGGAUUCAAAUUCAGAUACAUAUGGAGACAUAACUAAUCAACAAUACAUAUUCGGUUUCGUAUGGGAUAUAUUAGGCUCUGCUCUUCAUGGACUCAUGUUUGCUUUAUCUGAGCUAAUUUUCAUCAAGUUACUUGAUAGAAAGUCUUUCCAUGUUGUAUUGGAACAACAAGUAAUGGUUUCUUUUUUCACUUUCUUGUUUUCCACUCUUGGGGUCUUUCUAAAUAAUGAUUUUCAAAACAUGAAAUCGGAGGCAGCGAGUUUCGUCGGUGGUACGUCGUCGUAUUUGCUCGUGCUUAUUUGGAGUGCAAUUUCUUGUCAGUUAGCAGUGUUGGGAGGAACUGCAAUUCUGUUUUUAUCUUCAACCAUUUUUGCAGGAGUUUUGAAUGCUGUUAGAGUACCUAUUACAAGUAUUGGUGCUGUCAUAUUCUUAAACGAUCCUAUGAGUGGCUUCAAGAUCCUCUCUUUAGUUAUCACUUUUUGGGGAUUCAGCUCCUAUAUUUAUGGCAGUUCCUAUGUAAGUAAGUCAUCUUAAUCUUAUCAUGUUCUUGUGUUUUUCGACACUCAAAUUUUCUUGAGCAUUGUGUAAUAAUAUUGAAUUGAAGAUGUUCGAGUCCAAAAGGAAAAUGUAACAUUCUUGUAUACUUUAGUUUGCUUAUUUCACAGAUGUUUUAUAGUUGUAAUGUUAAACUGUCAUAGAAAAUUUUACAAUGAUAGGUAAUAAGUGUUAGUAAUCGCUCGUUGUUAACUGUAUAGAAAAAUUAUGAAAAAACUAAAUUAUGACAAAUUGUAGAAGAGUCAUUGAUGCCCUCCUUUGAUGGUGAAUUCAAGGAAUUAAAAAAGAGUUGAGAAAAGUGUUUGUGACAUGUUUGUUUUUUUUAUCCCGUUUCAAAAUUUGUGUUAGAAUUCUCAUACGCGGUUGUCUCCAAGAUUCACAAUAUUGAUGUCGAUAGAAAUACCGAGGUCCCAAUUUCAUGGAAACAUCGAUAGAAUUAUAUAU